AUGAUCCUCGAAUACUUGUCCCCGACGGAUCUCUUUCGGCUUUUUUGCACCAGCAAGAUCUCGUUGGAUUAUGGGGAUUCGUUUAUGCGCACAAAAUCAGACCAGUUCUACCGGUGCAUUCCCGCUGACAAUGAAGAAUCGACACCGCCGACUGUGGAGAUAUGGGCUACGAAGACAUUGGUCAACCAUGCUUACGGAUUAUGGAAUUCUUUCGCAGACUUGCCGACUGAUCUCGAAGUAAUUACGGUCUAUGGGAUUAGAAUCAAGGAUUAUGUUUACGUCUGCGGAAUUGACUUUCUGACAAGAAGCACUCAUCAGCACGUUGGUCACCACUCCAACCUAGUCUCUCGAGUCGAGAUUCUUUCCACCCAGGUUGACGUUGUCUGUUUUCUGGCGGACGCUUUUGGUAUUAGAAGCUUAAAGUUUGGUCAUUCAGCGUGGAGCUUUGAGGAUCCGAAAAGCGCUCAAUGCUGGGAAGGAUUUAGUAUAAGGAGACGAGAAGGGAGGCUUAGGAUUGUGCGAGACGCAGUCAAAUUCAGACAUAUUGGGUGGUGCUCCGACACUACCCCUUCUUUCGAGGAAACCCUUCUAGUGCGGAAUAGCAACACAUUCUGGAAGAGUGAUAUUGAUAAGAAAUAUUACUUUCCGCUGUACCCUUACUGGGAGACACAUCUUAAGUCUGCAUUUGGGAAUUUUACCGUCGAGGCUCUGUGGAUAACACAAGAUCUCUCGGGAGUCACGAUCUACAGCGAAACAGAUGUGAUAAUUGGUGUCGCUAUACAUGACUCGUCGGGGACAAGCAUCGUUGGUGAUGACGCAGGCGAUAAGGAUUACUUACCAAUACACGGACCGGAUGAGUUUCUUGCGGGGGUUGUUGUUCGCAUGCAUCCAUUCUACGAUUUUCCGCUACUUAAACUCAAGACCAACCGGGGCCGGCAAUGCUCUUCCUUAUCCUCAGUAUCAGAGGAGGGGUACAGCAGUCGAAAUAUCGAAACCCCAGAAAAUUGUUAUAUCAAAGGCUUCUACUUUCGGCUUGAAUUCUCCAGUAUUCAGUCUAUUGGGGUUAUCUACGGCAAUCUAGGGGAAAGUGAUGGCUGA
Messenger RNA from Aspergillus costaricaensis CBS 115574, 1098 nucleotides. RefSeq lists its product as uncharacterized. The transcript has 4 exons. Lineage: Eukaryota; Fungi; Ascomycota; Eurotiomycetes; Eurotiales; Aspergillaceae. The coding region runs from base 1 to 1098 and encodes 365 amino acids. The record is from RefSeq and is a predicted model, not a curated record.